AACCCUCGCGAGUCGCGACCAAUUAAACCCCGCGUCUCAUCUUCAAUUCCAAAUACCUCUACUUCCUCGAAACGAGAACGGGAUGGCUUGGCGCAGCGGAUCGCUUUCGAGAUCGUUGUUCUCUACUGCAAGAGCUUCUUCACUCCGGUCUACACGGCCGCUCCCACGCAUCCGUCCUCCACCACUUGCCGCCCCUCGCCUCCAAUCUCGCCGGCUUUCCUUGCUCACCAGGACUAUGGGAGAGUUAGGAUGCACGCAAUCGCUACUACCGCUGCACAGUGUCGUCGCUGGAGCCCGACUCACAUCGCACCUCGCUGUCAACGCGCGUGCGUGCUGUGAGCUGUCUCAGGGGAGGAGUGGAAAAGAUGGGUGAUUGGCGAGGCUGUCAAGCAUCGGAAGGCAGGACAAUAAUGCCACAUCGUAGGUUAUUUUAUUUCCUGUUC
Molecule: messenger RNA, 443 nt
Organism: Macadamia integrifolia
Lineage: Eukaryota; Viridiplantae; Streptophyta; Magnoliopsida; Proteales; Proteaceae
Exons: 3
Coding region: 83-373 (96 amino acids)
Source: RefSeq, a predicted model, not a curated record